CGGGACUUCGCGCAGCUCACACACCUGCAGUUACAAACAGAAAUGGAGAGUCAGUGACGAGCAGCCGGCGACACGCAGCAAGGAGCUUUAUCACCAAAUUACACCGAGCUUUGCAUCAUGACCAGGUAGCUGUUCGGAGUGAUGGGGUUUUUCAGGCAGCUCUUCCUCCUGCUCUGGAAGAACGUCACAUACCGCAGGAGGAACAAGAUCCAGCUGAUCAUUGAGCUCCUCUGGCCACUUGUCCUCUUCGUCAUCCUCAUCGCUGUUCGGCAUUCACAUCCUCCUUACAAACAGAGCCAAUGUCACUUUCCAAACAAAGCUUUGCCAUCCGCAGGCACCUUGCCCUGGGUUCAGGGCAUUAUCUGCAAUAUCAACAACCCCUGCUUCCACAGCCCGACACCAGGGGAGAUGGUGGGCCAAGUUGGCAACUUUGACAACUCCAUAUUGUCUCGUCUCUUCGUCGACGCCCAGACUCUUCUGUCCUACAGUGGAAACCGGAGCUUCUCUGGCUUUCAGGACCUGAUGGAGAGUGUCCGAAGAUUGGGAGAGAGACCUGGAGCCUGGCCAAAUCUCCCCGUAAAAGAAUACCUGCGAGUCAAUGAGACAUUCUCCACCUUCCUCCUGACGAAUAGCAGCCUGUCGCCUGCGACUGUGGACCAGUUGCUGAAGGCUCGGCUCAAUUUUCAAGUUUCUAUGGCUGGCGCUCAGCUGCAGCUGAAAGACAUAGUGUGUAAUGCGAGCAUGUUGAGACGGUUUCUGACGGUGGAUGGAGGAGAAGAUGCCAUGAAUGAGCUUCAGACUCAGCUGUGUGACGUGCCAGCCGACAUCCUGCAGGAGGCCGAGCGCCUCUUCCUCUCUCAGCUCGACCUUACCAAGUUCGUUACGAGAGACCUUCUGAUGGCUAACGCUGAAGACCUCCGGGUCAUCAGUCAGACCGUCACCUCAGUUUCUCGGCAGCUGGCAGUUCUCAUUGAUGAUUUCUCGUCUCUGUCCAGUUUUGCAGAGAUGAACGCAGCUGUCCGUCUUCUGUCUCCGGAGAAUCGCUCGUCACUGCCCAGGGAGAGUUUUCGUGCUUUUUCAAGGAUCAUGUGCGGUCACCCUGAGGUUGGCGGUGAGCGAAUCCCAUCACUCAACUGGUAUGAAGACAACGACAUAAAAUCCUUCUUAGGGAAAAAUGGCACUGAAGACACAGACCUGGACCAGGACAACAACACCACUCCAUUCUGUAAAAGUUUGAUCCGAGGGCUGGAGUCCAACCCUCUGUCUCGCAUUGUGUGGCGAGGAAUAAAACCUCUGUUUAUUGGAAAACUGCUGUACACACCAGACACUCCUGCAGUACGACAAGUCAUGAAAGAGGUGAACAAGACUUUUGAGGACCUGCAGAUCCUCCAGGAGCUGAAUGAGGUCUGGGUGGAGGUUGGACCACGGAUCAAGAAUUACAUGGAGAGCAGUGCUGAGAUUCAACUGCUGCAGGAUUUGUUGAGGCGGCCAGAGGUGGCCGUACUGGUCAACCUGCGUUUGGAGAACACAUCCUGGACAGCCUCACGGAUCGCACAUUUCCUGUCCACACCCUCGCCAGAUACGCCAAGACAGCCUGGAGCACCACCCACCUGGCUGGACAUCUAUAACGACCUCGGCCACACCAUCACCACUCUCGCACAAGUCACUGAGUGUUUCUCCCUGAACAAGCUCGAGGGGUUGGAGACUGAAGGUCAGAUGGUUGAUAGAGCUCUGGAGCUUCUGGAGGACAGGCAGUUUUGGGCCGGUGUGGUUUUCCUGCUGCCCAACUCUUCAUCCCCUGACCUGCCGCCCCAUGUCACCUACAAAAUCCGAAUGGACAUUGAUGAUGUGACCCGGACCAACAAGAUCAAAGACAGGUUUUGGGAUCCUGGUCCAGCAGCUGACCCAUUUAAUGACAUGCGCUACAUUUGGGGCGGCUUCGUGUACGUCCAGGACCUGGUGGAAAGAGCUGUGAGCCGCAUCCUGACCGGAGUUCAAGAAACAACUGGCAUCUACAUCCAGCAGAUGCCCUACCCCUGCUAUGUGGAUGAUGUUUUCCUUCGAGUGCUGAAUCGCUCACUGCCACUGUUCAUGACACUGGCCUGGAUCUACUCGGUGGCUAUGAUCGUUAAAGGCGUGGUGUACGAGAAGGAGGCGAGGCUGAAGGAAACCAUGAGGAUUAUGGGUCUGGGAACAGGAACACUGUGGCUCAGCUGGUUCAUCAGCAGCAUCGUUCCUUUCCUGAUCUCUGCUGAACUUCUUAUAGUUCUGCUCAAGUGGGGGGACAUCCUUCCAUACAGCGACCCAUCCGUGGUGUUUUUCUUCCUGACGGCGUUUGCCACCGCCACCAUCAUGCAGUGUUUCCUCAUCAGCACCUUCUUCUCCAAAGCCAACCUGGCUGCUGCAUGUGGGGGGCUUAUAUACUUUGGCCUCUACCUGCCCUACGUACUGUGUGUGGCCUGGAGAGACCGCCUCAACACCAAACACAGAGUCCUUGCUAGUUUUCUGUCUCCUGUGGCCUUUGGCUUCGGCUGUGAGUAUUUCUCUCAGUAUGAAGAGCAAGGCGUGGGCAUUCAGUGGUACAACCUCCGCUCCAGCCCUGUGGAGGGAGACUCGUACAACUUCACUACCUCUAUAGUCAUGCUUUAUGUGGACGCCUUCAUCUAUGCCAUCGCAGCCUGGUACAUCGAAGCAGUUUUUCCUGGUGAAUAUGGGAUCCCCAAGCCCUGGUACUUUAUCUUCCAGAUGAACUUCUGGGCUGGAAUUCCCCUGGAGACGGGCAUGCCGAUCCCCCCUGCACCCACAGAGCAUAGUGAAGAUCACAUUGAACCAGAACCCACUAACCUGUCCCUCGGUGUGAACAUCAAUAACCUGGUGAAAAUAUACAAGAAGGGAGGCAAACUGGCCGUCAAUCACCUCAACCUAAAGUUCUACGAGGGGCAGAUCACGUCUUUCCUCGGGCACAACGGAGCCGGCAAAACCACCACCAUAUCUGUUCUGACUGGCCUGUUCCCACCUACCUCUGGCACAGUGUACAUCAAGGGGAUGGACAUACGUGAUGACAUGGACACCAUCCGGGGAUUGCUGGGAGUUUGUCCUCAGCACAAUGUCCUGUUUGACAUAUUAACAGUUGAGGAGCAUGUGUGGUUUUAUGGAUGCCUGAAGGGUAUGUCUGAAGCAGAGGUGAAAGCCGAGCUUGACACUCUGCUGGGUGACGUUGGCCUGCUGCACAAACGACACGAACAGACCAAAAACCUCUCUGGUGGCAUGCAGAGGAAGCUCUCUGUGGCGAUAGCAUUUGUUGGAGGCUCUAAGGUGGUUGUCCUGGAUGAACCCACGGCCGGGGUUGAUCCUUACUCCCGCAGAGGAAUCUGGGAUCUGCUGCUCAAAUACCGCAAAGACAGGACCAUCAUCCUGUCCACUCACUACAUGGACGAGGCGGAGUUGCUGGGUGACCGGAUCGCCAUCAUCUCCCAGGGGAAGCUGUGCUGCUGUGGUUCACCGCUCUUUCUGAAAUCCUGCUUUGGAUCUGGCUACUACCUCACUGUGGUGAAGAGGGAGGGACUGGAAACCAGCACUCCCAGCAGCACCAGCAUCAGCACCAGUACCAGCAUCAGCACCAACAAGCUGCCCCCUCUCAGGGACAGUGAGUCAUCCAUGAGUGAAGACACCGGGCUGGGAAGUGAGGCGAGCAGCUCCUACCUUGCAGCGUUGCUCUCUCUGGCACAGCACCACAUCCCGGGUGCGAGGCUGGUGGAGGAGUCGGGGCGCGAGGCGGUGGUCAACCUGCCACAGACGGCUGCAAAGGACACCAGCCUGGCAAUCUUCCUGUGUGAACUGGAUCAGAGGCUGAUCGAGCUGGGCAUCAGCAGCUACGGCCUGUCAGACAGCACACUGGAGGAGAUCUUUUUGCGAGUGGCGGAGGAAACUGGCGUGGAUGCUGAACCAGAGCAGCAGGUUGGAUCUCCUCACAGGCAGCAGCCAUCAGCCGGGCAGAGGGCAGAGAGACAACAUGCUGAAGAACCAGAGACAGGAAGGAAAAGACUUCGUAAGAAAGAACCUCAGGAGACAGACCUACUGAGUGGAGAUGGCCGAGGUGGGAUUCCCAUGACCGGCUGGUGGCUGACAUGGCAGCAGCUGAGGGCUCUCUUCAUCAAACGCUGGCUCUAUGCUCGAAGGAGCCGCAGAGGUUUCUUCGCUCAGAUUGUCCUGCCUGCUGUGUUUGUGCUGGUCGCUUUGCUCUUCAGCCUCAUUGUGCCUCCGUUUGGAAAGUACCCCGCACUGCAACUGCAGCCCUGGAUGUACGGAGAACAGUACACCUUCUUCAGCAAUGACGCGCCUGGGAACCCGGCCAUGGAGAACCUACUGGAAGCUCUGCUGGACGAGCCAGGUUUUGGUACCAACUGCAUGGACAAAGAGGAAGAAAACAAUAGGGCGGGUCCUCAGUGUGAAAAGGGGCGUGGUGGUCUGUUCAUGCGACCACAGGUCCCCUACACCACCUGGCAAAUGUUCAGCACAGGCAACUGGAGCAGAGACAGACCCUCACCUGACUGUCAGUGUAGCACAGAGGACGUACGCCGGAUGCUCCCCGACUGCCCACAGGGGGCCGGUGGACUGCCGCCUCCACAGAUUAAGAGGCUGACUGGAGACAUCCUCCAAAAUCUGACAAGCUAUAACAUCUCUGAUUACCUGGUGAAAACCUACUCUCAGAUCCUCAAGAAAAGCUUAAAAACCAAGAAGUGGGUGAAUGAAUUCAGAUACGGAGGCUUCUCCCUUGGGGCCAGCGGCACUCAGACUUUACCUCACAUCGACGAUGUCGAGGACUCAGUAAUGGCAAUCAGGGCUCGUUAUCGAGUUCCACAGAACAGUUCACUGGAUCAUCUGCUGAACAGACUGCCGGGUUUUCUAGCAGGACUGAACAGUCAAAACAAUGUCAAGGUGUGGUACAAUAACAAAGGAUGGCAUGCCAUGGUGUCAUUUGUCAACGUGAUGAACAACGGCUUGCUGAGAGCGAGUCUGCCACCAGGUCCAGAGAGGAGAAAACACGGCAUCACUGCCUACAACCACCCGCUCAACCUCACCAAGGAACAACUCACCGAAAUGGCCAUGAUGACUACAUCGGUGGACGUUCUAGUUUCCAUCUGUGUGAUCUUUGCCAUGUCCUUUGUGCCAGCUAGCUUUGUCCUUUUUCUGAUUGAGGAGCGAGUCAGCAAAGCCAAACACCUUCAAUUUGUCAGUGGUGUCAAACCGAUCCUCUACUGGCUGGCCAACUUCACCUGGGACAUGCUGAACUACACCGUCCCUGCCACCAUGGUGGUGCUGAUCUUCAUCAGUUUUCAGCAGCAGUCAUACGUCUCAGAGACCAACCUGCCUGCUCUCGUCCUCCUGCUCUUGUUCUACGGAUGGUCCAUCACCCCUCUGAUGUACCCAGCAUCCUUUAUGUUCACCGUCCCCAGCACAGCCUAUGUCGUUCUGACCUCCAUCAACCUCUUUGUUGGAAUCAAUGGCAGUAUCGCCACCUUUGUCCUGGAGCUGUUUGUUGAUGAGCAUCUGAACGAGGUGAACAGGAUCCUAAAGAAAGUGUUUCUCAUCUUUCCACACUUCUGCCUGGGACGGGGACUCAUUGACAUGGCCAAAAACCAGGCCAUGGUAGACGCCUUCAAUAGACUGGGCACAAAGCAGACCCUGGACCCUCUUCAGUGGGACUUUGUGGGGAAGAACCUGUUUGCGAUGGCAGCUGAAGGUGUUGUCUUCUUCAUCUUCACCAUACUGCUGCAAUACAAGUUCUUCAUUCGCUUCAGGCCGUGGUGGGUCGAGCAUGAGAUGCCUCCUCUCGGUCCAGAGGAUGAGGACGUCACCAGGGAGAGAGCGAGGGUCCUAAAUGGCAAAGCCCAAUCAGACAUUCUCACCAUGAUCAACCUGAGCAAGGUUUAUAAAGCAGGCAUGAAGCCGGCGGUGGAUCGUCUCUGUCUUGGGAUUCCUCGUGGCGAGUGUUUUGGCCUGCUCGGGGUGAACGGAGCAGGGAAGACCUCCACCUUUCGCAUGCUGACCGGAGACACGGCCAUCACCUGUGGAGAGGCUUUCCUUAAUCACCACAGUGUGCUGACAGAGAUGGAGCGAGUCCACCAGCUGAUGGGUUACUGUCCACAGUUUGACGCCAUCAGCGACCUGCUGACGGGUCGGGAACAUCUGGAGCUGUACGCCCGCCUACGGGGAGUCCCAGAGGAGUCUGUCACCAAGGUGGCACAGUGGGGCGUGAAGAAGCUGGGACUGACCCAGUACGCUGAGCGGGAGGCUGGAGGCUACAGUGGAGGCAACAAGAGAAAGCUCUCCACUGCCAUCUCUCUCAUCGGGGCGCCGCCUGUUAUAUUCCUGGAUGAGCCGACCACCGGCAUGGACCCAAAAGCCAAAAGGUUUCUGUGGAACUGCAUCCUCAGCGUCACCAAAGAGGGAAGAGCUGUAGUUCUUACAUCCCACAGUAUGGAGGAAUGUGAGGCUCUCUGCACCAGAAUGGCCAUCAUGGUCAACGGCAGAUUCCAGUGUCUCGGAUCUGUACAACAUCUAAAGAACAGGUUUGGUGACGGCUACACCAUCAUCCUCCGGCUGGAUGACACUAACUUUGACCCGGACUCGUGUCCCAUUAGCCCCUACAUGAAGAAUGCUUUCCCCAGCAUCGAGCUGAAGGAGCGUCACCAGAACGUGCUGCAGUACCAGCUGCCAUCACACGCCUGCUGCCUGGCUCGUGUGUUCGAUGUGCUGGGCAACAACUACGAGGAUCUGGGCAUCGUCGACUUCUCUGUUUCACAGACAACUCUGGACCAGGUUUUUGUCAACUUUGCCAAGGAGCAAACUGACGACCUCACAGAGGUGGUCAUCGGCAACAGAACAGUACAGACCAACGUGACCGUCCAACCACAGCCGCCAAUCACACCUCCUCGGUCAAGCAAGACUCUACAGCAGCAUGAGAAAUCAUCUGACAGCAAACCGAAAGAGGGUAAAUCAACAAAGGCGAACGCUAACAAGGUCAAAUCUAAAGAAGGCAAAGCUAACGGAGAGAAAAGCAGCAGUACAGCAAUGACCAGAAUGCCUCAGCCAGAGGAGACGAAUCAGGUGAGCCGACGUGGCAGCAGUGGAUCAAACAGCAGUAGUGGUGAAGUUCAGGGAGAAUCCAGUAAACACAAAGCAGGGAGCUCCAGUAAACAUCCUUCUGCACUCUUUAUGGUCGCCAGCAACACACAGGACAGCGCACUGUGAAGUGGACUGAUGCAACAUGAGUUGAAAGGACCAACUACAGUCAAAAUCUUUUUAUUACUCACUGUAUAUUCAUUUGAAUGUUGCUCAAUGUUGGCAGCGACCUCGAUAUGCAACAUGGAACAGUGGACAGUGAAAAAGAUGGGCUUUAAAGGAUGUUUUAGUGAAAGAGUCAUUACAGGUAAAUUUAUCUGAAGACAGAACCAAAAGUUAUUGCUUCCUGAUGUAGCUUUGGUGCCUUGUUCAUCCUGUUAACAGACCUGUAGCUUUAUACCCUUUAUUUGGGUUCAUAAAUCGUACACUGUGUCUUUCCAUAUCAAUCGCAUCACUCCAAAGUUAUUGUUUAUUUAUCCUGAAACAACAUUAUGCAAAGCUCAAUGUAAAAACAAGGGGUGGUGUUCCUCAGGGCUCAAUCAUUAGACCCCUCGCAAUCAUCUUUAUUUGCAGAAAGCACUUUAAAAAAAAAAGAAAAUGCUGCAAAGUCAAACAGUAGCUGGAGUACACAAGUUACACGUAAUUAUUGAAAUUAUUUUGUAGUUCAUUUGAGGAGUUGUUUCUGAACAUUAUUAUACAGAAGUAUCUCUUAUGUGGAGAGACAUGUUCUGCAAGUUCAUGGUUAAAUACCUCUCAAAUGUUUAAUGAUGAACUUUACAAGUGUUAUUGUUUUGUAAAUCAAGAAUAUAUUUUGUCUUUAUCUCUUUAAUUUAUUUUGUGUGAUUUAUUGUUGUGUAACAGUGUGACUAUCCAAACAGAGGGUAUUUUUCUUUACUUCUGCCUGGUAUUCACUGUCAUAGAGGAAGUCAUCUAGACCCGCACAGCUUAUCGCAACAUCUGGAAACCUAAUAAAAUAUUUUCAUAUUGUUCAAUAUGUUAAAUAUUAUUUACAUGUUAAAUUAUUGAUACAGUUCAGGCACACAGGUGUGUCUACAAACUCUGGUACAAAACACUCCAAAUUCAAUUAACUACAAUUAAAAAAAUAGUAGCAUUCAGUCUGACAUGAGACAUGACACCAUGACACAGCUGACUGAAUGUCCAAAGCAGGCUGCACUAUAAUGCAGUGUUACAUAUUCAAAAGAUUGUUACAAUAGUAACUAUAGGCAUGAGACAAACAAAGUAUCUGAAGGGUUUCAUUCCAAAAUGUGUAAAGUGUUGUAUUAAAAUAAAAUGUUAAAAAACGUUACAUGAACCUGAACAUUAAGCUGGUUUAAACAGUUGACGUCCCAUUCUGAAAUGAAAGUCUGUCCUACUGAAUGUACUUUAAUUAUGCUUGAAAAGAUCUACUUGAACAUUAAUUUAUCUGUGCACCUACUAUAAAAUGUAUCUUAUAUACUGAAAAUAUGCUAGUAUAGAGAAAAAAACGGGUACAUGUCUGUUGUAAAUGUUUUGUCCUUAAGGAAAAUAAAACUUUAUGGUUUCCUGUUUAAUUUUUACAAA
Larimichthys crocea (large yellow croaker) is the source of this 8685-nucleotide messenger RNA. It is a transcript of the gene abca7, whose product is annotated as ATP-binding cassette, sub-family A (ABC1), member 7. Gene Ontology annotation, molecular function: ATP binding; lipid carrier activity; ATP hydrolysis activity. The transcript is spliced from 50 exons. Gene Ontology annotation, biological process: transmembrane transport; lipid transport. Gene Ontology annotation, cellular component: membrane; intracellular membrane-bounded organelle. The record is from RefSeq and is a predicted model, not a curated record. Lineage: Eukaryota; Metazoa; Chordata; Actinopteri; Sciaenidae. Bases 142 to 7254 code for a protein of 2370 amino acids.